AUGCAAGGGUUGAGAAUUGCACAAGGAGACUUUGUAGUUGAGCAAAAUGGGAAGAUCACAGAUAACUACACAUUAGGAAGUCUCCUAGGAAGAGGAGAUUAUUCGAGUGUAAGAUUGUGCACUCAUAAAGCAACAGGUCUAAAAAGAGCUGUAAAAAUCCUUCCUAGGAGUAGAAUGGCAAAUGAAGAAAUUUCUGCUUGCUUAAAUGAAGUCUCUAUCUUGCGAGCCCUUGAUCAUCCAAAUAUAAUCAGAAUCUAUGAGUGCUACCAAGGUGACAAGAAUUAUAAUCUAAUCACAGAACUUUGCACAGGUGGAGAACUAUAUGAAAAGAUUAUAAGCUCUAGUCAUUUUUCUGAAGCAGUUGCUGCAGGCUAUAUGAUACAACUGCUAUCUGCACUGGCGCAUUGUCAUGAAAGAGGUGUUGUUCAUAGGCAGCUUAGACCUGAAAAAUUGCUUUUAGACACUUCAGAUCAGGAUGCGUUUUUAAAGCUGGUCGGUUUUGAGUCAGCAAGAUUUUUAAAUCAUGGUGACACAUUAUUUGAAGGAGUUGCGAAGUCUUACUACAUUGCUCCAGAAGUUAUAAAUAGAAACUAUAAUGAAAAAAGCGAUUUAUGGAGCGCUGGAGUGAUCCUUUAUAUACUUUUAACAGGCAGUCCUCCGUUUAGAGAAAGUAGCAGAGGUAGCGAAACGUAUGAGCAGAAAAUCUUAAAAGGAGAAUACACUUUUCCAUCCCCAGACUGGGACUCUAUUAGUGCUGAAGCUAAAGACUUAAUCACCAAGUUGCUUACGGUUGAAGUAGAUAAAAGACUUUCAGCGAGAGAAGCAUUGGAGCAUCCUUGGUUUUCUAAUGCAAACAGAGAGCCAAUAAAUUCAGAAGUGGCAAGAUCGAUCUUUUCCAAUCUCCAAAGUUUUAGAGCUGAAAGAUUGCUUGAAAAAGCAGCAUAUACCUUUAUUGCUUCUCAACUUUCAACCAAAAGAGAAAAAGAAGAAAUGAUUGAAGUUUUUAAAUCGCUGGAUAGUGAUAAUAGUGGAACUUUGUCAAGAAGUGAGCUUAUUGAAGGCUACCAAAGACUAUUUGGAGAUACAACAGAAGAUGUAGAAGCUGAGGUGGAUAGAAUUAUGCAGCAAGUAGAUACUAAUCAAUCUGGAGAAAUUGAUUAUUCAGAGUUUAUAGCCGCAACAAUUCAAAAAAGCCAACUCUUAUCAAGAGAAAGACUUGAAGCUGCUUUUAAAGCUUUUGAUUUAGAUGGGAAUGGAACUAUUUCAGCUGACGAGUUAAAAACAAUUUUAGGGAAAAAUCAGGAUUGCAAUGAUUCUGUGUGGCAAAGCAUCAUUAGUGAAGUUGAUCAGAACGGCGAUGGAGUCAUUGAUUUCGGAGAGUUCACAGAAAUGAUGCUUAAGCAUACUAACUAA
This is a messenger RNA of Blepharisma stoltei, 1413 nucleotides long. Lineage: Eukaryota; Ciliophora; Heterotrichea; Heterotrichida; Blepharismidae. The record is from the annotation of a GenBank genome assembly.